Messenger RNA from Sphaerulina musiva SO2202, 652 nucleotides. Its product is annotated as HSP9_HSP12-domain-containing protein. Bases 204 to 437 code for a protein of 77 amino acids. NCBI's taxonomy places the organism in Eukaryota, Fungi, Ascomycota, Dothideomycetes, Mycosphaerellales, Mycosphaerellaceae. The record is from RefSeq and is a predicted model, not a curated record. The transcript is spliced from 4 exons.
GUCGUCCACAUAUCGUCCUCUUGAAAACCUGAGCAUCCUGCCGUACCGCUGCAUAGGUACUUGCCAUGCCAGGUUGUCACGGAUCCAGGACAUGGACAUAUAAUACCUGAACGUGCUGCCCUCAAUUCCUUCCGUCUUCUAACCAUACCUAACCACAUCAUCUCGCAACAAACACAACUCAAUCCCGCUCAUCCACCACAAACAUGUCCGACGCACUUCGUCAAAGCACGACCGACAAGGCUUCUUCCACGAUGAAGCCAGACAGCCAGAAGUCUACUGUUGAGUCGAUCGGCGACAAGGCGAAAGGUGCUAGCGACUCGAUCGCAGGCAGUAUCCAGCCAGAGGAGCAGAAGUCCACUACCCAGAAGGCUACCGACGGCGCCGAGAGCUACACUGGCCAGGCCAAGAAUGCACUCGGACUGGGAGACAAGAAGUAGCGCUUCCAUCAAUGCAUAGGUCAGGUAGCUUUGGUCUGUCGUUGCGUGCACACGAGACCGGAACAGGGUCGGAAGCCAUGCGAGGCAAUGGAAUGUAGUGACCAUGACAGCUAGAGGAGGCAUAAGUGGCAGGGUCUAAUCCGGCAGCAGUAGGAGGUACAUGUAGGUAGCAGAAGAAUGCAGUCGUCAUCAUGCCAUGACGGCAACAUGAGCUU